This is a messenger RNA of Rhodotorula toruloides NP11, 2952 nucleotides long. RefSeq lists its product as uncharacterized. The transcript has a single exon. Bases 1 to 2952 code for a protein of 983 amino acids. The record is from RefSeq and is a predicted model, not a curated record. NCBI's taxonomy places the organism in Eukaryota, Fungi, Basidiomycota, Microbotryomycetes, Sporidiobolales, Sporidiobolaceae.
AUGCGGACCAAGAAAGCCUCCUCUGUCGCCUGGUCACCUGCCGCUCCUGCGAAUGACGACCCGUUCUUCGUCCGCCCCGGCACGUCAGACAACAACAAGAUGUCCACACCGUACAGCGCGACCGCUUUCGACCGAUACAUGGGAUUGCCGACCGAGGGAUCGGUUCGAACGCAGACGCGUCCGAGUUCAGGCGGACUCGGGAAGAAGCUCCUCUCCUUUCCCUGGUCGCGGUCGGAGAAGAAGCAGGCUGUUGCACAACGUCAGGCUAUCGCGCACCCGCCGCCUCGAGCGUCGACACCUCAGCCUCGUUCACCUCGACCCGACACCUCCCGGACGACCAACUCGCUCCCACUCGGCUUCCCCGCACCUCCGUCGUCUUCUUCUCUCGCCAGCCUACAACAGCACCCGUCGGCGAGCGCCAUGACGUCGCGACAUGUCCCGGGCCACCCGACGAGCAACUCUUCCCUCUCGACCGUCAACACCGCUUCCUCUUUCGCGUCGACCUCCCUCUUCACGUCAGCGGACGACGGGGGUUGGCAGUCUGACGCGACGACGAUGUCGCUCGGCUCGACGCCCGAGAGCGUGCGGGCAUGGCGGAUGAAGGGUCUCGCAUCGGACGCCUUCCCAACUCUGCCCGACAUCGUCGAGCGGGACAACGAGGACCUGCGAAGCAGUAUCUGCGAAGGCAUGCUCUCCAGUGGGAGGGAGACGCCCGUUCGGCGGAACUCGACGCCGAUACCUGCCGCCGUCGCCGCCAUGCUCGCGCCCGAAACUCCCCCUCGCCCGAAACGUCACCCCUUCUCGAGUGCAACCACGUCGCCUACCUCGCCGAAGCGUGCGCGCGAAUUGACUGAACGUGAAGGACGGCGGGAGUCGCCUGCAUCCGCCAACGGCGACGAAGCGGAUGAUGAGGUCUCGCCGCCUCGACAGCGCCGCUCAUCACACCCUUUCAGCAUCCAUGACUCGCCGACGCGACCAGCCGGCAGGCUCGCUCGCUCGAUGCGCAUACCAUCGAUCCGCUUCGAGGGCAUCUCAAUGGACGCCGUCUUUGCCGAAGUCGAGGCAAAGAUCAGCAAGGAGCUGGCGGCGGGAACGUCGACGUUGCAGCCGGAGGGCAACAUGGCGAAGCGCAGGUCGCGCAUGAUGAGUCUGUGCGACCCGGUGAUGGAGGAGGCCGUGCGCGAGCGGGAAAUGCAGGUCGAGGUGCCGGAGGAAACGACGCCUGUCGCGGCAGAACCCGAAACGCCGGCCUCGUCGUCCAUGUCUUCGCUCGCCAGCACAGAGUCAACGUCCAGCACGAACACAGAGGGCCUCCCUCUCGACAUUCCGCGCCCGCGACCUUGGCCUCGACGAACCUCCUCGCGUCCCGCUCCUCUCGAUGUUGGCGCAGCCAACGCCCUCGUAAGCUGGUCGCCGAUGUCGGCACCGCUUCUUCCUGCCGCUCCCAUGUACUCGCCAACUGCGAGUCACUGGGAUCAGCCUGUGGAGCGUCCAGCAUCUUCGCUGGCAUCGCCGUUUUCGCCGUCCGACUCGCAGGACAGCCUAUCGCCCAGGACUUGCGCCUCACCGAUGCCCAUGGACUCGCUGGAACCGCAACCCUCGCCGGCUUUGAGCACGACUUCGACCUUCCGACCAUGCGACAUUCCCGAGCUUUUCGUCUGUCCGCCUUCGCCGCCCCAGAACGGCAACGAGGAGCAGCCGCGACCCCGACCGUCCGUGUCGACUCGCGCAGCCACUUUGCCCGCUGCCCACUCGACGCCCGCACCUCGACAGCGAGCCAACUCGUACUGCGAGCCGUCCCGCCAGGCUCGACCCGUCACCAUGAUCGCCGGUCCGACAAAGGUGACGGUCUUGCCGCCGAAGCGGAUGGUCAGGAUGUCGACGAGGGCGCCGUCGAAGCGUGCCGAGCGGCCGCGGACCUUCGCUUCCGCACCGUCUCGACCAACUUCCUUCUCGCCGCCGUCGACUCCGACUGUUGAGGUUACGCCUCCUGCGCCGGGUCCGCCUCCGACCGCUCUUGCGCCACGACCACCGUCGUAUGCGGACAUCUCGACAACUCCGCCCGUCUCGCCGACCUGCCCAGUCCCGCCUUCACUCGUUGCUGUCCCUUACCACCCGCCGACGACCCUUCGUACCGACUUUCACCCGGCUCUUUCGACUCUUGCGGUCGAGCAGACAGCCGACGAGGACUCGUCCGACUGCGAGGAAUCGCUGCACAACAUGCUCAUGCGCCUGAACCGCCCUCUUACUCCGCCUCCUCCCUCGAUGACCGUUUCAGCUCCCGCCUCGCCCUCGCUCACCUCGACCGCCCUCGAAAUGCACAACACGUCGCAGAAGCGCAUGUCUAUGCUCGCGCGCGAGAUGGGCGACGUCGCGCUCGACAAGGAGAACCUGCCGUUGCGAAGGCAGAGUUCCGUUUCGCGACACGAUUCUCGCCGGUACUCGAAGCUGUACAAGCCCGAAGACGUGAUCCCUCUCGCUCUCGACUCGCCCAAGCCGCUUUCGCCUGCCGUCAUUCAUCCUUUGUUGCCGGUCGACUCGGAUCAUGGGCAUGGCGGGAUGCGCAGCUGGUCGUCCGAGGAGGGCCACGAGCAGGAUGUGCCGACCUCGCCGGACGAGGACGACGAGGAUGUCGACAUCGAAGGCGAGAUUGACAGGACGCUCGCCUCGCUCGCCGGCGCGGACGAGGACGACGGCUCGCAUUCGACUUACUCGAGCGGAUCGACUGCAUCAGAGCACCUCUCUCGCCACGGCCAUACCGACUCGCAGUCGUCGAUUGACUCGGCUAUUGUCGUCGAGGCGCAGAUCAAGCAGAUCCCUCGCAGCGACAGCCAGAAAUCGGACUUGACCGACUUGUCCUUCGACUCGACCGAGCUCGAGGAGGGCGUCGUCUGCCUCGGCGAGCGAAUCAGCUGCAACUACAACGUCGGCGUUAUCGGGAUGGCCAUUUAG